Messenger RNA from Scaptodrosophila lebanonensis, 3162 nucleotides. RefSeq names its product valine--tRNA ligase (gene ValRS-m). Bases 46 to 3042 code for a protein of 998 amino acids. NCBI's taxonomy places the organism in Eukaryota, Metazoa, Arthropoda, Insecta, Diptera, Drosophilidae. The transcript is spliced from 5 exons. The record is from RefSeq and is a predicted model, not a curated record. Gene Ontology annotation, molecular function: valine-tRNA ligase activity; ATP binding; aminoacyl-tRNA deacylase activity. Gene Ontology annotation, cellular component: cytosol. Gene Ontology annotation, biological process: valyl-tRNA aminoacylation.
UCACACUGAAGAUUUUUAGUUCCGUUUUGUCUUUCUCACAUAACAAUGCAAAAAGUUAAAGUGUUUUCACGCAAAUUACUCAAACACAAAUACCUCUGCCACCGAAUCCAUCAAUAUGCAAUACCUGCGCUCCAUUACACUACAGCUAGUAAGACGGAUGCCGAUUUGUCACCGAUGUCACUAGCACCUGGCUAUCAGCCUCAGCAGGUAGAACAGGCAUACUGGGAGCGUGAGAAGAAGCAGAAAAACCUGCCCAAUGACGGCGCCAGAUGCAAGCGUGGCUCGUUUCGCAUGCUGCUACCGCCACCCAAUGUUACUGGAAGUCUGCAUUUGGGGCACGCAUUAAAUGCAACUAUUCAAGAUGUGAUAGCGCGACAGCAUCGUCAACUUGGUUACCAAGUGGAAUGGGUACCUGGCACCGACCAUGCCGGCAUAGCCACUCAGGUGGUGGUAGAACGCACAUUGGCCACUGCUAAAGGUAAAACGCGACAGGAGCUCGGACGCAAUGCCUUUCUCAACGAGGUGUGGAAAUGGAAGGAGGAGAAGGGCGCUGGCAUUUCGGAGGACUUGCGUAAACUUGGCUGCUCGCUGGACUGGCAGCGGCAAUACUUUACAAUGGAUCAGAACCACGCAAAUGCAGUGAAUGUAGCCUUUGAAAAACUGUUUGACGAACAUCUGAUAGAGCGUCGCAAUUCAUUGGUGAAUUGGUCAUGCGCCUUGCUAUCUGCGAUAUCGGACAUUGAAGUUGAAUCGCUAGAUAUUAAGGAGCCCAUGGAGAUUGCAGUGCCAGGAUACACACAAAACGUGCUCUUUGGGCGUAUUUUUGAUUUUGCUUACCGCAUUGUUGAUAGUGAGCCACAAGCGGACGGUACCCCAGAAGAGAUUGUGGUGUCCACCACACGACCUGAAACUAUUCUCGGUGAUGUGGCAGUGGCUGUUCAUCCGCAGGAUCCUCGUUACAUAAAGUACCGCAACAAACCAGAUGUUAAACUGCAACAUCCAUUCCGCGAGGACACUAUUCCGCUUAUUUUCGAUCUGGCCGUUGACAAAGAGUUCGGAACGGGUGCUGUAAAGAUCACACCGGCUCAUGACAAAUUCGAUUUUGAGUUGGCAUCCCGUCACAAACUCGAUCCUAUCCAGGUUUUCAAUAGCAGUGGCCACAUUCUAGACACAUACACGGAAUUUAAGGGAAAGCCGCGCUUCGAAGCACGCGAUCUCAUUGUUGAUCGUCUGGAUGCCCUAGAAUUGUUACGCAGCGUGCGGUCCCAUAGCAUGCAAUUACCGUUUUGCUCUCGUUCCAAGGAUGUCGUGGAGUAUAUGAUUGUGCCGCAAUGGUUUCUUAAGUGCAAAGACAUGGCAGAGGCGGCCCUCUCUGAAUUACACAGUGGUCGACUGCAGAUAAUGCCACCAAACUUUGAACUGGAUUGGGACCGUUGGCUACAGAAUAGUCGCGAUUGGUGCAUUUCGCGUCAGCUUUGGUGGGGCCACCAAGUGCCCGCCUACGAGGCUCGCGAUGCCAACGGCAAUAGUUGCUGGGUGGCUGCAAUAAACGAGCAACGGGCCCGGGAAAAGGCAAAUGUUCGUUUAGGUACCACCGAUCUGACACUGACACGCGAUCCCGAUGUGCUGGAUACUUGGUUUUCCUCGUCGUUGUUACCAUUCUCAGUAGCCGGAUGGCCGCAAGAAAACUUUCGUGAUAAAUAUCCAUUGGAUCUGAUGCAGACAGGCCAUGACAUUCUUUUCUUCUGGGUAGCACGCAUGAUGAUGAUGGGUCUAAAGCUUACCGGCGAGGCACCCUUUCAACGCAUUCUGCUCAAUGGCAUAGUUUGCGAUGCGCAAGGCAGGAAAAUGUCAAAGAGUUUGGGUAACGUUGUAACACCACAGCAAGUGGUACAAGGUGCUAGCUUGGAGAGUCUAAAAGGGGAACUGCAAAAAUCCCGGAAUGCGGGCAUCAUAAAGGAAGAUGAGCUGAUUACCUCAAGUGCCGGUAUGAGCAAAAUGUUUCCGCAGGGAAUUCAGGAAUGUGGCACUGAUGCAUUGCGCUUUACUCUGCUUAGUCACAAUAUUAAGCACCAUUUCAUUAAUUUUGAUGUAUCCACAUGUCAUACGAACAAACUGUUCCUCAACAAGAUCUGGCAAGCAACGCGUUUUACGCUGGCCGCUGCUAAAAGCUUGGGCAUAGCUCUUCAAGAAAUCGAGACAAUGAAUAGUGCCACGCUAAGCAUGUGGGAUCGCUGGAUAAUUGGACGUUUAGCUGAAACACUGACCAUAUGCUCCGAUUGCUACAACAACUACAACUUCCAUAUGGCAACCGCGGCCUUGAAGCACUUCUUUUAUCAGAACCUAUGUGAUGUUUAUAUAGAAACAACGAAGCAUGCGAUAAAGAAUAAAACGGCUAGUGCCUAUGUCAACGUAGCUACCCUGACCACUUGCCUUAGCUGGGGUCUUCAGGCCAUGGCACCAUUUACACCAUUCGUUGCCUCCGAGCUCUUGCAACACUUGCCGCUCAAUGUUGAAGUCAAACUGUCCCACUACCAAGACUCUAAACUGGAGGCUGAAGUUUCGGAUAUCGUACAGCUGUGCCAAAACGUGCGUCAAGUGAAGUCACGCAAUCAGAUCAGCAAGAAGCACGAUCCCAAGCUCUAUCUCUUUGCACAAAACACCGAAGCCGAAGGCAUUUUGCGUCGCCAUUUGCCGCAAGUGCAAAUUCUCACCCGCUGCACAGGAGUCGAGCUGGAAUUGCUGAAUGAGGACUCAAAAUUCUCGAAGAAAAUCAAUUUCUUUUCGACGGCCGGUGCGCUCUGCUCCUUCGGCAUUACCAUGAACAAUGAAUUUGAUGCGUCGCAAGAGAAACAAGAGCUAAUGCUACUGGCAAACAACAAGAAGUUGAAGAAAUUGGUUACAGAGUUACGUAACUACCGCAUGCGUGUGGAUAACGAGGCAUUUCAGCUGAUGGCGGACAAGGAGACUCAGACACAUUUUCAAAACAAAAUUAAAGAACUGGAAGCAGAAAUUGAGAAUCUGAAACACCUGGCAGCGUAAACCUGUGAUGCUAAUGCCCGCUACUUGUUUAUAAAUUGAAACUAAAAGUGUGCAUAUUGUUUGUUUUUUUGUUAUAUAUGUAUAAUAGACCAAGUCUUCAAUUAGUUCGUAAACCAUUAA